UUUCAAAACUGCAAUCAGAAACCAUUUGUGUUUCUAAUCAUUUUUAGCAGAAAGUUGCAAUGGCAACCGAGCGAUCAAGCUCAGUCAUCCUCCUCUCUGUUCUUGUACUUGCUUUGGUCCUCUCUCCAAUCCUUCCAUGUCAGGCAGCUCAAGCGCAUCUAGAUGUUGAAGGGCGUAUGCUGCUCCUGCUGCAAGCAUCACAAGUACCAUCCCCGUCCCCGGCACCAAUUCGCUUCUGUCCUGCGUGUGCGUGUUGUGCACCGGCUCCACCAGGUGCUUGCUGCCCAUGUCGAUGCACUAAUGAUCCGUAAAAGUUCAGUUUGAUUUCAUCUAAUAGCUUUUGAUGUGUUUGAUAUAUCUAUAUAUUUUAUAUUUACAUGUGAAUAAGCCAUCAAAAUAUUAGGCUCUGUUUGUAAUAUGUACCUUUUGUUUAUUAUAUGAUAUAUCCUCUGAUUCGGAAACAGAA
Raphanus sativus (radish) is the source of this 466-nucleotide messenger RNA. RefSeq lists its product as uncharacterized. The transcript has 2 exons. NCBI's taxonomy places the organism in Eukaryota, Viridiplantae, Streptophyta, Magnoliopsida, Brassicales, Brassicaceae. Bases 60 to 311 code for a protein of 83 amino acids. The record is from RefSeq and is a predicted model, not a curated record.